AUGCCUCACAAGUCACUCUACGCCGACGUCUCCAUCCCGGACGUCGACAUCUUCACCCUCCUGUUCUCGCGGCCCUCGAGGCCCUUCCCCGACAUCAAGGAGCUGCUCACCGACGGCGAGCUCCCUUCCCGCUCCUACACCCUCGCCCAGCUGCGCAACGCCGCCACCGAUUUCGGCAAGGGGCUCAAGGCCCUCUGGCAGUGGAAGCGCGGCGACGUCCUCGCCUUCUACACCCCGAAUGACGUCGACACCCCGGCCCUGACCUGCGGCGUCCUCUGGGCCGGCGGCUGCGCCUCGCCCGCCAACCCGCUCUACACCCUCGACGAGCUGACCUUCCAGCUCACCAACAGCGGCGCCAGGGGCCUCGUCACCCAGCUGCCCUUCCUGCCCAUCGCAAGGCAGGCCGCGGCGCGCGCGGGCAUCCCCGAGGACAGGAUCAUCCUGCUGGGCCGGGAGGGUGACCCGGAGGGCAAGCUCAGGCACUGGAGCAGCAUCAAGCCUACGGCGUACUGCAGCCGCUACGCGAAGACCAAGGUGCGGCCUAAGAAGGACCUGGCCUUCCUCGUCUACAGCUCCGGGACGACGGGCCUCCCCAAGGGAGUGUGCCUCACGCACCAUAAUGUUAUUUCCAACCUGCUCCAGAUGGAGCCUCUGGAAGGCCUCUACCUGAAGCCGUACGGCGGGCCUGGGGAUAGGGGUGAUCGCCUGCUGGGUGUGAUCCCUUUCUUCCACAUUUAUGGCCUAGUAAAUAACGUUUUUAUGAGCAUAUACUCUGGAUGGCAAUUAGUAGUCCUCUCGCGCUUUGACCUCGAGAAGGCCUGCCGGGUCAUCCAGGACUUUAAACUCACAUUUGCCUACAUCCCGCCCCCGGUGGUCUUAGCCCUCAGCAAGGAAGCAGUGGUGGACAAAUACGACUUGUCGUCACUGAAGCUCCUCCACUGCGGCGCGGCACCAAUCACCAGCGACCUGAUCGAGAUGGUCUGGAAGCGCCUGAAGGUGCCCGUGAAGCAGGGCUACGGGCUGUCCGAGGCCAGCCCCGUAUCCCACGUCCAGCCGCCGGACGAGUGGGCCAAGUUCAUGACCUCGGUUGGCAAGCUAGUGCCGAACAUGGAGUCGAAGAUUGUCGAUACCGAGGGCCAUGAGGUGGCGCUCGGUGAGCCAGGUGAACUCUGGCUCAAGGGCCCAAACGUAUUUGGAGGUUAUCUGAACAAUUCUGAAAAGACUAAAGACGCCUUCUCAACAGACGGCUGGCUUAAAACAGGCGACGUUUUCCAAAUGGACAAAUAUGGCAACUACUACUGUGUCGAUCGGCUAAAGGAACUGAUCAAAUACAAGGGCUUCCAAGUCGCCCCAGCCGAGCUGGAGGGCCUGGUAGUAGGCCACCCGGACGUCGCAGAUGCAUGCGUCAUCGGCAUCUACGACCCGGGCCAGGCGACGGAGCUGCCGCGCGCCUACGUGACGCUCAAGGCCGGGGUCACACAGGAUGCGGCCAAGGCGAAGGAGAUCGCAGACUGGAUGUCGGCCAAGACGGCUCCUCACAAGAGGCUUCGUGGCGGUGUGUACUUUAUCGACGUGGUGCCUAAGUCCCCGAGCGGCAAGAUACUGAGGAGGGUGCUGCGGGAUAAGAUCAAGCAGGAUGAGAGGCAGGCUGGUCCGAAGUUGUAG
This is a messenger RNA of Diaporthe citri, 1665 nucleotides long. RefSeq lists its product as uncharacterized. The record is from RefSeq and is a predicted model, not a curated record. Bases 1 to 1665 code for a protein of 554 amino acids. Lineage: Eukaryota; Fungi; Ascomycota; Sordariomycetes; Diaporthales; Diaporthaceae. Gene Ontology annotation, molecular function: CoA-ligase activity. Gene Ontology annotation, biological process: secondary metabolic process. The transcript has 4 exons.